Messenger RNA from Orcinus orca (killer whale), 2549 nucleotides. It is a transcript of the gene MOK, whose product is annotated as MOK protein kinase. Gene Ontology annotation, cellular component: cytoplasm; nucleus. NCBI's taxonomy places the organism in Eukaryota, Metazoa, Chordata, Mammalia, Artiodactyla, Delphinidae. The transcript has 12 exons. Gene Ontology annotation, molecular function: ATP binding; protein serine/threonine kinase activity. The coding region runs from base 203 to 1474 and encodes 423 amino acids. The record is from RefSeq and is a predicted model, not a curated record. Gene Ontology annotation, biological process: protein phosphorylation; intracellular signal transduction.
UCGAGGAGUUCAGGGCCAGACGGUUGCUAGGGUGACAGGAAUACAACAUGGCGGCCGGAUCCUAACGCUCUCCAUCUAGGGACCACCGCGGCGGUCCUAGUUCGGGACCCUGCCCCAAAGGAGUGGAAGCCAGGGGCCACCCUUUCUGUCCCUUUCUUCUCCUUCCACUCUCGGCAAGGGGUUGUCGCCGGCUUGCGCAUCCAUGAUGAAGAACUAUAAAGCAAUUGGCAAAAUAGGAGAGGGAACAUUUUCUGAAGUUGUGAAGAUGCAGAACCUGAGAGAUGGAAACUAUUAUGCAUGUAAACAAAUGAAACAGCACUUUGGAAGUAUUGAGCAAGUGAACAAUCUACGAGAGAUACAAGCACUGAGGCACCUGAAUCCACACCCAAACAUUCUUACCUUGCACGAAGUGGUUUUUGACAGAAAAUCUGGUUCUCUUGCACUAAUAUGUGAACUUAUGGACAUGAAUAUUUAUGAACUAAUACGAGGGAGAAGACACCCAUUAUCGGAAAAAAAAAUUAUGCACUAUAUGUACCAGUUGUGUAAAUCCCUUGAUCACAUGCACAGAAAUGGAAUAUUUCACAGAGAUGUAAAACCAGAAAAUAUAUUAAUAAAGGAUGUCCUGAAAUUAGGGGACUUUGGGUCCUGCCGGAGUAUCUAUUCUAAGCAGCCGUACACGGAAUACAUCUCCACCCGCUGGUACCGGGCCCCAGAGUGUCUCCUCACUGAUGGCUUCUAUACCUACAAGAUGGACCUGUGGAGCGCGGGCUGCGUGCUCUAUGAGAUGGCCAGCCUGCAGCCCCUCUUCCCCGGAGCCAACGAGUUGGACCAGAUCUCGAGGAUCCACGACGUCAUUGGCACACCUACUGGGAAGACCAUCACCAAGUUCAAACGGUCGAGAGCUAUGAGUUUUGAUUUUACUUUUAAAAAGGGAUCAGGAAUACCUCUACUGACAGCCAGUUUGUCCCCGCAAUGCCUCUCCCUCCUGCACGCAAUGGUGGCCUAUGAUCCCGAUGAGAGAAUCACUGCCCACCAGGCCCUGCAGCACCCCUACUUCCAGGAACAGAGGGCAGCUGAGAAGCAGGCUCCAGCCAGGCCCAGGAGGAAGGCCUCCGCUCUCUGCCCCAAGCGGCCGGUGGCACCGGAACUACUCAGUAACAACUGGCAGCCGGCACAGGAGGGCAGCAAGCAGAAACAGCCCCUAAAGCAAGAGGAGGACCAUCCCAGGAGACACGGACCAGCCUACGUGAUGGCACUGCCCAAGCUCAAGCUAUCGGGAGUGACCAAGCAGCCCUUGUACUACAGCCCAGCGCUGCAGUCAGUGGUUGCCCCCGGAGCGACCCGGAAGGUCCCGGUGCUGAGACCCCCGAAGUGUGUUGGCCCGAACCAGAAGACAGACACACAGAAGGACAUCCAGCCUAACCUGAAACAGUACCGCCGGCCCACAGUAGAGCGGAGAGGUGGAGGCUACUGAGUGGCGCUGCGGCUCCCCUGCUCGGGGCGGCUCCCACCCGGCCGGGCCCCAGCAAGCGUCCCGGGAGAGCGGCCCCCAGACCAGCACCAGCACCUCGGCUUGGAGCCUGCCGGCCCGAGGCUGCUUGCGUCCUAAAGGCAGCCGUACUGUAGGUUCCAGUCUCAGACCUUUGUAAAACCACCUCAUUCUAGGGUUUCGGUUCCUUUCCGUAACGUAAGAAUUUGGGGCAGGGAAUAUUUUGUAAUUUUUUAUAUGAAUCAAAACAGAAAUUAUACUUCGUUUUGGAUUAUUUAGGCCCGGUUUCACCGAGGCUCUGCACACGGUGCCUUCCUUAGUGCAUCCACCAGCAGUGUCCUAGCACGUUUGGCUUCCAGAUUAUACCUUGGAGACCCUGAUUUUUAUUAAACAAUAAGCUGUCAUUACAGUGUUGCAUCUUAAUAUAUCUUGAGUUAAACAUGUGUCCUGAUUAGCCAUUCCUUUAUUGUGACUUUCGUGGGCGUAUCGGGGCAUUGACUUUGUUGGGACACUUCGGUACAGCUUCACUGUUCACUUGACCGUCCACUGAGGAACGACACGGGCUGGCGCUCGGCCCUCGGAGCCCCCGGGUGCGGGCUGCGGGCAGGUCGCCGGUCCAGCUCCCAAGGCCCAGCUUCCUCCGUGAGUAGAGGCCGCUGCUUCCCGAUGGCCUGCGGGCGCGCCCAGCUUCGUUUCUGGGGUGCCAGCAAUAAGCGGGCACAAGAAGAAACCUGUUUCCCGUGGGGGAGGGAGGGGAGGUGGCAGAGCAUUGGUGGCGCCGGAAGGGGCAGGGCAAGGGGCCAGGAGGGACAGGGCGAGGGGCUGGGGGAGGUGGACCCGGGGGGGGGGGGGGGUGGAGGGCAGGCCGUGGCCAGCAUUUCCCGGUGCCUGGGAGAGGGGGAGCCAUGGGCGCGGGAGCGUGCGGGCCCAGGGCGGGCAGAGCCGGUUCACGUGGGGAGACCUGGGGGGCUUCGGGGACGUCCCGGGUGGAAGUGGGCGGGGCGGGCAGAGGGCUGGGAGCGCCGCGUCCCGGGGGCGCUGCGGGCUCGGCGAACUCGGG